AUGUCAACCUCAGCAGAGAUUGUCAACGGCAUCGUCACACUCUCCAGCGGACCGAGUGGCAAGGCGGCAAGCCUCGUCAAGCUGAAGAUCGCAUGCGACAUCGACAACGCCGCGAGUUACGGCGUCCCCACCGCCAUCUUCGCCAACGACGCCAGAAGUAUUCCGACUGUAUUCCCGAACGUCCUGCGCCUUGAAGUCCAGCUAGACUUCAAGCACGACAACACUUCAGCGAGUUCGGUGGACGUGAGGGACUUUGGAAAUUGGAUCGGCGAAAUGGUCAAGCUCGCCAAGGGACUGAAAUUCAGCUUCCCGUGCGAGAUCUAUGUUGCAGUCACAGAUGCCACGCAUCUGUACCAAGACUCGAACGACAAUCUCGUCGCGGUUGGUGAGGAAGCUGAUCGUAGCGAUCAGCCGGUGGUUGUCAUUUUGGGGAAUCGCGGGAGGUUGGUGCAGGUUGGACAGACUAGCUAG
Messenger RNA from Ramularia collo-cygni, 471 nucleotides. RefSeq lists its product as uncharacterized. The coding region runs from base 1 to 471 and encodes 156 amino acids. NCBI's taxonomy places the organism in Eukaryota, Fungi, Ascomycota, Dothideomycetes, Mycosphaerellales, Mycosphaerellaceae. The transcript has a single exon. The record is from RefSeq and is a predicted model, not a curated record.